Messenger RNA from Urocitellus parryii (Arctic ground squirrel), 1029 nucleotides. It is a transcript of the gene Cbln3, whose product is annotated as cerebellin 3 precursor. Gene Ontology annotation, molecular function: protein binding. Lineage: Eukaryota; Metazoa; Chordata; Mammalia; Rodentia; Sciuridae. The record is from RefSeq and is a predicted model, not a curated record. Gene Ontology annotation, biological process: maintenance of synapse structure. Gene Ontology annotation, cellular component: synapse.
AAUAGAGGAGGAAAGGAAGGAGCUUUAGAACUGUAACUCACAUGUUCACCUAUACCCAGUUCUCCAUCACCCCAGGUGGAGCCUCCCGUACUAGCCCAUCCAUAGGGGCCAACCUAGAACUCUGGCUUAGCCUUCCUGUCCUGUCUUCAUCCCUCUUCUCCCUCCCAGAACCCAACUGCUGUCACUUAAUGUUCUGCCAAGGAGGAGGGAACUGCAGUGACAGCAGGAGUAACGGAGUGGGAGGCAGGACAGAGCUGCAGGACACAGAGGUAUGGAGAGGGAGGUCCAGAGGCCAGAUGACAGUGAGACCCAGAGAGAGGGCAGAGGAGCAGGGUGAGGGGUGUUGAGUGCCCAGGGCAGCAGAAAGGGGGCAGAAGAUAAGACACUUGUGAGCCGAAGAGGCACUCAGCCAUGUUGGGAGCAAGAAGACACUGGCUGCCAGAUCCCUUGCACAGCCUGGGGCUGCCCCUAGCCCUGUUGCUUCUGGCCCUGGGAGCAGGGUUGGCCCAGGAGGGGUCAGAGCCUGUCCUGCUGGAGGGUGAAUGCUUGGUGGUCUGUGAGCCUGGCCGAGCUGCUGCAGGGGGCCCCGGGGGAGCAGCCCUGGGAGAGGCACCCCCCGGAAGAGUAGCAUUUGCUGCAGUUAGAAGCCACCACCAUGAGCCAGCAGGGGAGACCGGCAACGGCACCAGCGGGGCUAUCUACUUUGACCAGGUCCUGGUGAAUGAAGGCGGUGGCUUUGACCGGGCCUCAGGCUCCUUCGUGGCCCCUGUCCGGGGAGUCUACAGCUUCCGGUUCCAUGUGGURAAGGUGUACAAUCGCCAAACUGUCCAGGUAAGCCUGAUGUUGAAUACAUGGCCUGUCAUCUCAGCCUUUGCCAAUGAUCCUGAUGUGACCCGGGAGGCAGCCACCAGCUCUGUGCUGCUUCCCCUGGACCCUGGGGACCGGGUGUCCCUGCGCCUACGUCGGGGGAAUCUGCUAGGUGGCUGGAAAUACUCAAGUUUCUCUGGCUUCCUCAUAUUCCCACUCUGA